Molecule: messenger RNA, 837 nt
Organism: Parastagonospora nodorum SN15
Lineage: Eukaryota; Fungi; Ascomycota; Dothideomycetes; Pleosporales; Phaeosphaeriaceae
Exons: 2
Coding region: 1-837 (278 amino acids)
Source: RefSeq, a predicted model, not a curated record
AUGCCCACACUGGACCGAAGCAGCCAGCUACGCACAACGGCUCUCAAGAGAUCGGCUAGACAACGCCACAUACCUGAACCGAAGAGGGCUCGCAAAGAAAAUAUUGUAGCUGUGCCUGAGGCCACAAAGAUGAGCGAACAAAAUCCCGGAACUAUACUCGGACUGGAGAAGAUUAAUCACAGACCCACCACAGCGCAAGAUACGACCGAUCGUCAGCUGAUUCAAUGCGAAAGCACGCAAAGCGAGAAAUUGGACCAGUCCAAUCGCGACAAUGCCGUGCUUGCGAAACACAAUGAAGACGCCUCCGAACGUAUUGCACUAUUGUGGAAGAAGAUUUCCGAGCUCACUGCUUCUAUCGCAUCAGUGAAGAAGGAAAACACCAUCCAUUGGCAGGUUCGAGCCGAACUCACUGCUUCUCACUCCAAGCGGUUUAAUGAACAGCACGAGUAUGUAGCAGAGAACGCGAGACUUCGAGCAGAUAAGGUGCGCGAUAUGGGAAAUAUUGAGAUAUUGGGAGCCAGCCUUCGGCAAGGUGAGGAACAGCGGACGCAACUGCGGGAACGCGUGACAGGACUGGAGAAGGACAGAGAGACGCAGCAGGAAAAAGAAAAAAAUGUGAAGACUCAGAUAUCAGGCCUGGAAAAGAACGAAAAGACACUCACUCAGGAGAUAAACGAUAUAGAGAGUCAGCUAUUGGAUCUUGUCAAGGAGAACACGACACUCAUUGGGGACAAGAAAGGGAUGGAGAAUCGGAUAUCAGAACUUGACAAAGAUAUAAUGGCGCUCCUUGAGGAGAAGAAUGGGAUGAAAGCGGCCUUCACAAAAUGGAUGUCGUAG